Molecule: messenger RNA, 2197 nt
Organism: Aureobasidium pullulans EXF-150
Lineage: Eukaryota; Fungi; Ascomycota; Dothideomycetes; Dothideales; Saccotheciaceae
Product: glycerol:H+ symporter-like protein
Exons: 4
Coding region: 128-2032 (634 amino acids)
Biological process (GO): GPI anchor biosynthetic process
Cellular component (GO): endoplasmic reticulum
Source: RefSeq, a predicted model, not a curated record
ACUCUUUGAACCUCUUCCCAUUUCUGAACCUGAUCUAGAAAGUCGGUGUACCUUCUGAACUCAAGCAUCAUAGAGGAAUAUUGAAGUUUUGGUUGUCUUUGCUCAAAUCCAUGGGUUCCGCUGCAAAAUGUCGUGGCUCUCAUUCAUAAAGAAGCUAUACUCUCUCGAUACUUUGGACACCCGUUUCACCACAUCGACCAAGACUCCUCACAAACUCACACCCGAAGAUUCCAUUGCAGACUCGAAGUUACCAGCACAGCAAAUAUUGCAACCAGGAAAGGAACAAUCAUUGCCUGGAAUUCAGCCAUCAAAAUGGAACACUCCAGAGUUCUACUUUUACUAUCUAUGCUUCCUUACCAUUCCGGUGUUUAUGGUCAAAGCUGUCUAUGAUGUUUCUCAAGAGUCCCACCCUAAUUAUUCUCGUUAUUCUCACCUGCUGUCCGACGGUUGGAUCCCUGGUCGUAAAGUCGACAACUCCGACUCUCAAUAUGCUGGCUUCCGUGACAACAUUCCGUACAUGACGCUUCUCUUGAUCUUGCAUCCAUUGCUCCGCAAGGCUUACAACUCUUUCUGGCGCAUUGACUCAUACACCAAGCCUGUUCCUUCAAGCAGUAGGACCCCCGGACUAACCCAAGGACUCUCUCCCUCGGCCGCUGCAGAUGCCAGAAUGGAGCACAGAAUCUCUUUCGAUGUCUAUUUUGCUAUCAUCUUCAUCUUCGCCCUGCAUGGAUUCUCAGCGUUGAAGGUUCUUCUCAUUCUGUACACCAAUUACAAACUGGCUACUCAGCUUCCGAAAGCUUACGUACCUGCAGCGACAUGGAUCUUCAAUGUCGGUAUCUUGUUCGCGAACGAGCUGUGCCAUGGCUACCCUAUGGCCGAGGUUGCAGCUUUUGUCCUACCAUCCCAUACCAGUGCCUCUGAGAAGGCCAAUCAGACACCCGGCUGGGCUGGCUGGAUCGAUAGCUAUGGCGGCAUUUUGCCAAGAUGGGAGAUUCUCUUUAACAUCACAGUGCUUCGCUUGAUCAGCUUCAAUCUUGAUUACUACUGGAGUUUGAGCGCAUCUUCAUCGCUCGAGAAGAAACAGCUCGAUCCUUCAAAUCUCUCGGAGCGUGACAGAGUUUCUGUGCCUUCUAAGCCGGUGGACUUUAGCUUCCGCAACUACCUCGCAUAUGCUUUGUACUCACCUCUGUACCUAGCUGGACCCAUUCUGACCUUCAACGACUACAUCUCGCAGUCACGCUACCCACUUGCCUCCAUCACUACCAAGCGCACUUUGAUGUACGGACUGCGUUUCCUCAUCUGCGUGCUUACCAUGGAGUUCUGUCUUCACUUCCUGUACGCAGUAGCUAUUAGCAAGGCCCAGCCGGCCUGGGAAGUGUAUUCACCUAUGCAACUCAGUAUGCUCGGCUACUUCAACCUCCACAUUAUCUGGCUGAAGCUGCUGAUUCCCUGGCGCUUCUUCCGACUGUGGUCACUCGCAGACGGUAUUGAUCCUCCUGAGAACAUGGUCCGCUGCAUGAGUGACAACUAUUCUGCACUUGCCUUCUGGCGCGGCUGGCACAGGAGUUUCAACCGCUGGAUCGUCAGGUACAUUUACAUUCCUAUCGGUGGCAGUGGACAAGGCAAGGUCCGCGCUAUCGGCAAUUUCCUGGCUGUCUUUACUUUUGUCGCACUUUGGCACGAUAUCAACCUCAAGCUGCUCAUUUGGGGCUGGUUGAUUACGUUGUUCGUCUUGCCAGAGGUCAUUUGCACUCUUCUUUUCCCUGCUAAGAAGUGGAAGGACAGUCCGGAUGUCUAUCGCUGGAUCUGUGGUGUUGGUGCCACUGGCAACAUUCUCAUGAUGAUGGCUGCCAAUCUGGUUGGUUUUGCCAUCGGUGUGGACGGCCUGAAAGCGAUGGUCGGCAACAUGGUUGGAAGCCUUGGUGGUUGGGCGUUCUUGCUCGGAGCUUGCGGCACGUUGUUCGUGGGUGCUCAAGUCAUGUUUGAGGUCCGCGAGAGUGAGAAGAGAAAGGGCAUUAACAUGAAGUGCUAAGCUCAUCUUAUAGCACAUGUAUAUUACAGUACCCAAAAGUCGUCGAGAACCAAGUUCCUCAUGUUGUUUCGCAAGAUGGCCACGCUCUCAAAACAACGAUCAUGUCAGACAUAUUGAUGCCCAUAACUUCGUGGUCAGUGCAGACGUGUGGACAAACAUGUAACG